Hypomesus transpacificus is the source of this 2033-nucleotide messenger RNA. It is a transcript of the gene cdkn1a, whose product is annotated as cyclin-dependent kinase inhibitor 1A. The transcript has 3 exons. Gene Ontology annotation, biological process: regulation of mitotic cell cycle; signal transduction by p53 class mediator. The record is from RefSeq and is a predicted model, not a curated record. The coding region runs from base 245 to 739 and encodes 164 amino acids. Gene Ontology annotation, molecular function: cyclin-dependent protein serine/threonine kinase inhibitor activity. Gene Ontology annotation, cellular component: nucleus. NCBI's taxonomy places the organism in Eukaryota, Metazoa, Chordata, Actinopteri, Osmeriformes, Osmeridae.
GUCCUCUCAUUCAUUCUUGAGAGAACACUUGGAGAAUCUUUUCGUCAAGUAGGGUUAUAAGGGGAUUCGUUUUUCUUUCUGCUUUAUUUAACUUGACAGCAUUUGAAAGCCAAGUAAAAGAUAGUGCUUCAACAAAGGGAUAUUGGAAGAUAAAGAAAGCAACGUUUUCGUUCUUGUGGGCGCCUACCAGUAUUGGCUACUUUGAUAGAAGUGCGUAUUACUGGAUUCCAAUAACUGUAAGACCAUGGCCUCUCGCAAGAGCAUUCUAAGCUCCUUGGGUUGCGGUACUGCCCAGCGCAGCCUGUUUGGUCCAGUGGACCAUGAUCAGCUGCAGCAGGAGUACCAGCAAGCCCUUCGUAAAGACCUGGAGGAUACCUCGCGACGCUGGGGCUUUGACUUCCUGCUGGAGAAGCCCUUAAAGGGAGGCGACUUCCAGUGGGAGGGCGUUCCUUCCACUACGGUGCCGCUCGUCUACCGCCCAAAUAUGGUGGGCAUGAACCAGGUGGAGGGACAGAGGGGGGUGGGCUCUUACAUAGAGGCCAGGGCAGGGCUCUCGCUCAGUGGGAAAGAGAAUGUCCUGUACACCCCUGAGAGGGAUGGAGCUACCAUCGUCCAAAACCUGGAGAAAACGCCAGGGAGGGCAGAGAGAGAAAGGCUGAAGAGAAAACAGACCAACAUAACAGACUUCUAUGCUGCUAAAAGAAGAGUGGUGGGAACUCCUAGGAAAUCCGGUCAGUGAUUUUGAAGGUUCAGUCAGAAGUGAGAAACGCUAACAAUCCAACAGAACCACAGACAACACCACUUCUCUCAGGAAACUCACUACAGAGACCUUAAUAUGCAUACACUCUUACUCACCCAACCAAACAAACUGUCUAAAGCAAUGGGAAAAGAAGAAGAGCCUCUGCUCAUUAUACUGUACUGAAUUAUUGCUCAUGUGUGGUUUAUUUGUGUAAUGUAUUACUGUCUAAAGCGCCCCCCUGUGGUAUGGAAUACAUACUCUAUUCAGCCAGUUCAGAUCUAAAUCAAUCAGUGGACUUCCUCUCCCUUAUCAGUGGCCAAAUGCACUAAGGGCAUUGAAACAUUCACUGUCUGGAUGCCUUUGUUUCAGUACAUUCCACACCACUGUAAUGGACUCACCACAAUUCUGCCUCUGGGUUUACACUUUGUAAGAAAGGCUGGCGGGUAUCAGCCAAUAAGAGACCGUCUUAGUAAAUGUAUCUGUUAGAAUCAGUUCGAAUCAUAGAGAAUGACGGUUGGGUUACAGUAAAUCCUCUUGGUAACAUCAUCAACAUUAGACUGUAUUACUGAGUAAGCCUUAAGUCUCUGAGACUUUAGAUUCAAAUAUUCAUUUAUUUAUUUUUAAUAUUGUAUAUUACGUCACUACGCUGUAUCAUGAAGUUUGUGGAAUGUUUUUUCAUUAGCACUUAAUUUCUGUCUUUUUUCUGUUAACUUGAAUUUUGAAGUUUUGUGUAUCUUGUGUACUCAAAGGAAACUACUUGAAUCAGUACUUUGUUUGAAUUCUAUUUUAUUAUUGAUAGCAAUCUCAGUAUGUGUCAUCCCACUCUGUUUGAGCUGUUGUCAACAGCUAUGUUGGUUGCUCUUUCAAACCAAGACAUACUUCAAACUUACAAUCACAUUUUUCUGAAUGUUAUUACAUAUGACAUUAUGCAAAGCUUUCUUGCAGAGUUGCACAUUUGAUGCAGCACAUAGCUGGUGCAUUCGACUUAAACAAAACUCAUCUAAGCUACAACCGAGUAUUUUGAUCAUUUGUAUUUUAUUCAUAGUACAGUGCAUUUCAAUAUAUGAUAAUAAUAUGCUGCUAUAGAUAAUGGGUGUUUUUCCAACAAAAUACUUUAUUUGAUAUGCACCAAAAACAAUGCUUAGUGAAAACAUCACUAGCAUUACUCAUAACAAUGCACUUGCCUUCAUAGAUAUGUAUUCACAUGUCCUUUAUAAUAUUUUAUGUAAAAAAAAAAAAAAGUACUCUAUAUUUAUUGUAGGAUAAGCUUUGUAUGAUUUGUAAAUGGAAUUGU